AUGGGGACGGGGCAGGUGCUGUUCCACCGCUUCUUCUACUCCAAGUCCUUCGUCAAACACAACUUCGAGAUUGUUGCUAUGGCCUGCAUCAAUCUCGCUUCCAAAAUUGAAGAAGCACCUCGCCGUAUAAGAGAUGUGAUAAAUGUGUUUCAUCAUUUGCGGCAGUUAAGAGCAAAAAGGACUCCAAGCCCAUUGAUACUUGAUCAGAACUACAUAAACACCAAAAAUCAAGUAAUCAAAGCAGAAAGGAGGGUACUGAAGGAGUUGGGAUUUUGUGUUCAUGUCAAGCAUCCACAUAAGAUCAUUGUUAUGUAUUUACAAGUUUUAGAAUGUGAACGUCAUCAAACCCUCGUUCAGACAGCCUGGAAUUACAUGAAUGACAGUCUUCGAACUAAUGUGUUCGUUCGUUUUCAACCAGAGACGAUAGCGUGUGCUUGUAUUUAUCUUGCUGCUAGAGCUCUUCAGAUUCCACUACCUACUCGUCCUCAUUGGUUUCUACUCUUUGGCACCACAGAAGAUGAGAUUCAGGAGAUAUGUCUAACAACUCUUAAGCUUUAUACUAGGAAAAAGCCUAAUUAUGAAUUGCUGGAUAAAGAAGUAGAAAAGAGAAAAAUGGCAUUACAGGAAGCUAAACUUAAAGCAAAAGGAUUAAACCCAGAUGGUACUCCAGCUCUCUCAACACUGGGUGGCUUUUCUCCUGCUUCCAAACCAUCUUCCCCAAGAGAAAUGAAAACUGAAGAAAAAACACCAGUAUCUGUGAAUGCCAAAACUAUUAAAAAAGAACCAGAAGAAAGGCAGCUAGCUUCAAAGAGUCCUUACAAUGGCAUGAGAAAAGAAAGCAAGAGAAGUAGAAGCAGCAGAAGUGCUAGUAGAUCAAGAUCGAGAACAAAGUCACGGUCUAGAUCUCAUACUCCUAGGAGACAUUACAAUAAUAGGAGAAGCUUAUCGGGAACAUACAGCUCAAGGUCCAGAAGCAGGUCCCGAAGUCACAGUGGCAGUCCUCACAGACAUCAUAAUCAUGGAUCUCCACACCUAAAAACCAAGCACAGCAGGGAAGAGUUGAAGAGUGCAAAUAGGCAUGGUCACAAAAGGAAAAAAUCUCGCUCACGCUCUCAGAGUAAAUCCAGGGAUCACACUGAUGCUGCUAAGAAACACAGGCACGAACGGGGACAUCACAGGGACAGGCGUGAAAGAUCCCGCUCAUUUGAGAGAGCUCAUAAAGGCAAGCACCAUAGCAGCAGUCGUUCAGGACAUAGCAGACACAGACGCUAAAUUUUGGGCCUGUACCUGAUUUUAGUUAAACCUGUAUAUAAUAGAACAUAUGGACUGUGAGAUUGAAGAAGAAACUGAUUAGGAUUUGUCUUAUUUAAAGCCCAACUUCUAACUUUCUAAAACAUGUAUGGCAUUUUUUUCCUUUGGAAGAGCGAGCUAUCAGUUAAAUUUUUGCACAUAAAAUACCUUAGCAGUAUCAAAUGAUUUAUUGAAAACAAUGAUCAGGUUAAACUGUACAUAUUAGAGUUGUGUAUUGUUCAUCAAUAUCAGAACUGGAGAGCAUAUUUCUGUUAAAAAAUACAUUAUUUUUAUACAGGCCAGUUGCAGACGCUGAUAUUUAAGUAUAGUUAUUUGUCUAAACAAUGGUGAAUACUUUCUUACACUGGUUUUAGUCUGCAUGUGUAUAAAAGAUUUUUACAAGAAAUAAAAUAUAGUGCUGGUUUUUUA
This is a messenger RNA of Pelodiscus sinensis (Chinese soft-shelled turtle), 1719 nucleotides long. NCBI's taxonomy places the organism in Eukaryota, Metazoa, Chordata, Testudines, Trionychidae. The record is from RefSeq and is a predicted model, not a curated record.